Molecule: messenger RNA, 700 nt
Organism: Rattus rattus (black rat)
Lineage: Eukaryota; Metazoa; Chordata; Mammalia; Rodentia; Muridae
Product: DNA-directed RNA polymerases I and III subunit RPAC2
Exons: 2
Coding region: 118-519 (133 amino acids)
Biological process (GO): DNA-templated transcription
Cellular component (GO): RNA polymerase III complex; RNA polymerase I complex
Molecular function (GO): protein dimerization activity; DNA binding; DNA-directed RNA polymerase activity
Source: RefSeq, a predicted model, not a curated record
CCGCUCCUUCCGUCGGUGGUUUCUUCCUUCCUGCCUUGUCCCGCACCUUUCGCGACAUGGGGAAGAGCUUCCUUUUCGCCAGCGCCACCUGAGGAUUUCCUGGAGCCGCUCCCCGCGAUGGAGGACGAUCAGGAGCUGGAGAGAAAAAUAUCAGGAUUGAAGACCUCAAUGGCUGAAGGCGAGAGGAAGACAGCCCUGGAAAUGGUCCAGGCAGCUGGAACAGAUAGACAGUGUGUGACAUUUGUACUACACGAGGAGGACCAUACACUAGGAAAUUGUCUGCGGUACAUAAUCAUGAAGAACCCGGAAGUGGAAUUUUGUGGUUACACUACGACCCAUCCUUCAGAGAGCAAAAUUAAUUUGCGAAUUCAGACACGGGGUGCACUUCCAGCUGUUGAGCCGUUUCAGAAAGGCCUGAAUGAGCUCUUGAAUGUCUGCCAGCAUGUGCUUGUCAAGUUUGAGGCCAGCGUAAAGGACUAUAAAGAUAAAAAGGCAAGCAAAAACGAACCCACGCUCUAGUCCCUCGUGCAGGGUACAAGCAGGACCACCCUCAGGAUGGUACAGAGCCCAGAACUAGAAUUGGUGACUACAGCAUGUUCUGUCCUAUAGGAAAAUGUGGCUCUAGCUAUUGACCCAUUACAGCUUUUGGAAUCUCUGCAAGUCUGUUUGCCUAAUAAAUUCUCGCUUUUGUUUAAACUAG